AUGUUUCCAUGUUCAUUAGGUCAUCAAAUGCGAUCAAAGAAUGAACCAUAUUCAUUACAAACAGCUCUUUUUCUUGUUUUUGAUGAAUGGCUUAAUACACGAAUGCAAUAUACUUUAUGGAAUUGUGGCAUUGAUACUAAUUUAAAAACGUACCAUUAUUACAAUACAUAUUACACUACUUACACUAGACUUCUCAAUAUGGCAACGAAAUCAUCUUAUCGAAAAUUAAUUGCUCUUAGUCAAAUUCUUCAAUGUGUAUCUGAUGCCACAGUAGAUGAUGAAAUUCAAAUGGCUGAAACUAUGGCAGUGAUGAAGGAUAAUAAAGAAGAAUUACAACGGUUUAUUAUUCGUGAAAUAUUUCAAUUGUUCGAUUAG
Molecule: messenger RNA, 375 nt
Organism: Rotaria sordida
Lineage: Eukaryota; Metazoa; Rotifera; Eurotatoria; Philodinida; Philodinidae
Source: the annotation of a GenBank genome assembly